AUGGAACAGGCGUACAGUACAGCUUCCCGACUGCGUGGGAUUUGCGUUUGUGGAUUGGCCAUUUCGGUGUAUUCACUGUAUGUGAAAAUGAAACUAAAGGAGGAUGAGAACUAUAGGCCAAUGUGCGACGUUAACGAUAAUAUAAGCUGCUCGCUGGUUUUUAAAUCGGGCUAUGGUGAUGGCUUUGGUCUGGGUAACAUAACCCAAGUAAAUGCUCCCAACGGAGCCAUCGGCUGUGCAUUUUAUAUCCUGUACUUCUUGAGCUCUUUCUUUAAUCAUCGUUGGCUGUGCCUGGUCCAAUUGAUAGUAUGCACUUUGACAUUACUUCUCUGCGUUUAUCUGGGUUUCCUGCUGAUUCUCGUGUUUUACGAUUUCUGUUUGGUAUGCGUGACCAUCUAUUUCAUACACACAUGGCUCUUUCAGGAAGUCCUAAGGCGAUAUAGACGCCUUUAUAUGUAAGAUUUGUACAAUGUUAAGACAAGCUAAGCAAAAAUUAUGAAGAUAAAUCCCUAAGAUUAGU
Messenger RNA from Drosophila melanogaster (fruit fly), 520 nucleotides. It is a transcript of the gene Vkor, whose product is annotated as Vitamin-K epoxide reductase. The record is from RefSeq and is marked reviewed. Gene Ontology annotation, biological process: vitamin K metabolic process. Bases 1 to 459 code for a protein of 152 amino acids. Gene Ontology annotation, cellular component: endoplasmic reticulum membrane. Gene Ontology annotation, molecular function: vitamin-K-epoxide reductase (warfarin-sensitive) activity. NCBI's taxonomy places the organism in Eukaryota, Metazoa, Arthropoda, Insecta, Diptera, Drosophilidae. The transcript has 3 exons.